Myotis daubentonii (Daubenton's bat) is the source of this 1392-nucleotide messenger RNA. RefSeq names its product spermatogenesis associated 33 (gene SPATA33). Lineage: Eukaryota; Metazoa; Chordata; Mammalia; Chiroptera; Vespertilionidae. Gene Ontology annotation, cellular component: nucleus; cytoplasm. The record is from RefSeq and is a predicted model, not a curated record.
GUGGCGUUGCCGUGGCGACCGCGCCGCGCCGCCUGGCCGCGAGGUUUGUGAGUCACCGGCGCGGCGCGCCCGCCGAGGAGCAGGUGCCGGCCGGGCUGGGCCGCGGGGCGGCGGGCUCACCGAUGAGGCUUUGCCGAGCCAACACCCCGGGAAAGGUAAAGGGCCGCCGGCCCGCGUCUCCGGAGCGGGCCGCACCUGUGGGAGCUGGGGGUGCUGGGCGCCCCCGUCCUGCGCCUGAGUCCCGGUGACCGUGCCUCGGGAACCCUUUCUGCCAUAGAAAUAUACGGUUUAGGGAAAUGGAGUCGCCCAGGUCUUCAUUCUGAGCCAAAGAAGGCAACUGAAGAAGAACGCAUGCAUUGCCCAAGAGUCAGUCAAUCACGUCCAAUUAACUGUCCAUAUAUUCCAGGUGAGGAGCAAAUGGGGUGCACCCACUCAGGCCCAAAGCCUAAGCAAAGGUCGGUGGACAGUCUUUCCUCUAAGUCUGCAGAGGGCCGCUUUCGGAAGGAAGGGGCCGCCACGCAGCAGGUGCCGGCACGUGGAGUCAAAGCGGGUGGAGGCACUGUCGUCCCUCAACCCCCGAGACUGGGCCCUGGGCCGGCAGCUUGGAAGGCUGCCCGGGGCUGGAGCACAGUCACGCGUCAGAAGAACCUCCGUGGGACAAAGGGCUGCAAUCGCUUGGCAAGUUUAUCCACUUCGUCACAGUCCAGGGUGGGUGUGGGCAGGGGACUGCCUGUCACACCGUCAUUUCAGGGGGGUGGAGAGAGGAUGGACACCCUGGCGGUGUGUCUCGGUGGGGGCGUCGUCCUACACACUGAAAGUAUUGAAAGUAAGCUCGACUACUAUGGGACAGACACCAAAGGGCCUGCUGGCCUGGGCGUGCUGGCCGACGGGGAACGGGCCUGCGGGAGCUGUGGAGCGACGGAACGUUCGCAUCGUGUUUGGGUGCUCACACUGGGACUCGAGGGCCUGCUUCAGAAGCUGGUCGUGGGGCAUUACUCACGGGCUCAUUCCCGUGUGGCUAGGCCCGUGAGGUGUGGUGGGAACACGGUAAACGGCCAAGCCGUCCUGGUGCAGGACGUGACGCCCACGAAUCUAGUCCCUGUGCUUUGGCCGUCACACAGACGUCUGCUUCGCUGCAGACUUACUAAAUACCUGGCUGUUUCCUUCCUUCUAGAGAAACGCGGGGCAAAGGUAACAUCAGGCAGGAACAAAGUUGUCAUUCCACAGAUCGUCAUCACUUCGGCCUCAAAUGAGACUCUCACCUGUUCCCUCGGGAGCCAAGAGCAGAGGACCAUUCACGAGGAGAUGGAAUGGGGCCCCUAUGCCCGACACAGGAAUCCCAGUACAAUAGACGCCUAUGCUUUACAGACUAAAGAAUAAACGGCCACCUGA